AUGUCCUCGAUUUUUGCAAAACGGCAGAGAGAGGACGACGUGUUGGGGUUUGGGGACUAUGGGCACAAGAAAUCGCGACUUGAUCAAAAUAUAAAUACCUCGUUUCUCUCCGCGCGGUUCCCCUUCAACAGUCCCACCCUCUCGCCUCCAUUACAAUCCACUGAGCCAUCACAAGAAACAAACAACAACAACAUAGUCUUUGAUAAUACACUCCCCGAACCAUUCCGGAAAUGGCGCGAGGAAAAGAAACAGCCAGCACAUUCGUCCUUGCAACACCGUCGUCCGCCAACCCUAACGCUGGAUACCGCCAUGGAUGUCGACAUGACACAGCCAUCACCACUGCAAAAUGGCGACAAUCUAUCGCCCUGGCCUACCAGUGCAAAAACAAAAGCGUUUUUGAAUCACCUCCAACCGUCGCCUAUCCCUCAUCAUCUGCUCAAUCAGUCCUUGACCAUCAGCGGAGGUCGCACAUCUACACCGAUAUAUAGUCAUUUCACAUUAAACAUGAAUACGGAGUUAAUGGCCGAUCCUUCUCAAGAUAUUACCAGUGUUGCUCCUACGUCUACCGCACACAAGACGAACGAAUCGAGCUGGUGGCGACGACGGAGACUACCGAGUCCAAUUAGCGAGGCUGGUGACAUACCUGAAAUGGAGCCUGCAAACAAUAUAGACAGAGAGACUCGGCACCAAAAAGAGUGGCCUGAUUCUCCGUCUUCAAUGGAUGUUGAUGGCGACACGCUAUCUAAUAUGUUCCUACAAGUCCCGGAACAGAGUCUGGGAUUUCCUAUUCAUACGCCUGCCAAGGUGAAGGCCGAAACUGAAACUAUGAUACCUAUACCAACGACAUCAUCAACAACUGAACCAGCGAAACGGCCAUCGGUCACGGCACCCAGACGAGAGAAGAUGAGUUUCUCAAUGGGGUAUCGAGCCGACUGCGAGAAAUGUCAAAUGCGAGUUCCUGGACACUAUAGUCAUAUUGUCCGAUCUUAG
Talaromyces marneffei is the source of this 990-nucleotide messenger RNA. RefSeq lists its product as uncharacterized. The transcript has 2 exons. Bases 1 to 990 code for a protein of 329 amino acids. The record is from RefSeq and is a predicted model, not a curated record. Lineage: Eukaryota; Fungi; Ascomycota; Eurotiomycetes; Eurotiales; Trichocomaceae.